Fusarium pseudograminearum CS3096 is the source of this 447-nucleotide messenger RNA. RefSeq lists its product as uncharacterized. The record is from RefSeq and is a predicted model, not a curated record. NCBI's taxonomy places the organism in Eukaryota, Fungi, Ascomycota, Sordariomycetes, Hypocreales, Nectriaceae. The coding region runs from base 1 to 447 and encodes 148 amino acids. The transcript has 3 exons.
AUGGAUACCACUAUUCCGCAAAUCACCAUUACCUCUCCCACAGGUGACCAAGUCCCUGUCCAACUCUUCCCGCUGCCCGCGCCCAAGGGCGCCAGAGUUAAGGUCUGGGAGUUCUUUGAGACAGAACCAGAAACAGAAACAAAUGCCGCGCCAUCUUUCGGUACAUACCCCGUCCAACUUUCACUUGUUCUCAUGGGAAUUGAAACUAAUGAGGAACUAGAUUGGGAUAACGCAAGUUUUGAUGAUGCUCUGAGGAAUCAUCUUGGGGCGAGAGUCAGUGAUAAAAAGAAAAAGUGGCUGGGCUGCAAGACAGCAAAGAAACUUCUUCAAGACGGUGGGGUGGAAUGGGACCCCAAUGCCCCUGAGUCCGAGUCCGAGCCUGAGAAUGGUAAUAAUGAGAAGGAUGAGGAUGAGGAUGAGCCACCCAAGAAGAAACGCCGAGUAUAG